This is a messenger RNA of Perkinsus marinus ATCC 50983, 957 nucleotides long. RefSeq names its product phosphoenolpyruvate carboxykinase, putative. Bases 1 to 957 code for a protein of 318 amino acids. The transcript is spliced from 8 exons. The record is from RefSeq and is a predicted model, not a curated record. Gene Ontology annotation, cellular component: cytosol. Gene Ontology annotation, biological process: gluconeogenesis. Gene Ontology annotation, molecular function: ATP binding; phosphoenolpyruvate carboxykinase (ATP) activity. NCBI's taxonomy places the organism in Eukaryota, Perkinsozoa, Perkinsida, Perkinsidae.
AUGUCCAACAUGCUCAACGAUCCCCACACUUUCCUCGAGCUCCUCAAGGAACAGAUCGAGCAAAAUCUCAAGACACAUGUCGGCCACAGCGAUGCCCCGGUUAUGUCCAAGUCUGAUGCAUUCGAUUUAUCUCAAUUCACGAGCAAGGUUCAGUUCGAGAAGGAGAUGAAUGAACAAGGGCUCAUGGUUGAGACCAUCUUCCAUAACUCCGCUCCGCCAAUUCUAUACGAGCAGGCUUUGAAGCACGAGAAGGGUUCCUUCAUCACAAGCACUGGUGCAUUGGCCGUGAGCAGUGGUCGUAAGACAGGACGAUCUCCGAGUGACAAGCGUAUAGUCGACAGUCCUGUCGGUCACUGGGCAUUCACUAACGAGAUUUGGUGGGGAAAGGUGAAUAUCAAGUUGAAUGACGAGGCGUUCCUCACCAACCGUGAGCGUGCUAUUGAUUAUCUCAACACUCGAGACCAGCUGUACGUCAUCGAUGCCUUUGCGGGCUGGUGCGAGACGUAUAGAAUCAAGAUUCGCGUGAUUACCUCUAGGGCGUAUCAUGCUCUGUUUAUGCAAAACAUGCUCGUGAUGCCGACACCUGAGCAGUUGAAGGACUUUGGGAAUCCCGAUUUCAUCAUAUACAACGCCGGCUGCUUCCCGGCGAAUCGCUUUACCUCUGGAAUGACCAGCAGUACUUCCGUGUGUGUACAUUUCCAACGUAGAGAGAUGGUCAUCUUGGGCACGGAGUAUGCUGGGGAGAUGAAGAAAGGCAUUCUCACUUUAAUGAUGUAUGCGAUGCCGAUGAAGAUGCAAUUGCCACUACACUCCUCUUGCAACGUGGGGCGCGAGAACAAGGACGUGACGCUAUUUUUCGGCCUGUCUGGUACUGGUAAGACUACGCUGUCUGCCGAUGUGAAGCGCGAUCUACUGGGUGAUGAUGAACAUGUAUGGAGUGACACUGGUGAGCUAUAG